This is a messenger RNA of Symbiodinium sp. CCMP2592, 975 nucleotides long. Lineage: Eukaryota; Dinophyceae; Suessiales; Symbiodiniaceae. The record is from the annotation of a GenBank genome assembly.
AUGGAUGCAGCGUACCGCUGGCAGAGUCAUCAGGUUGGAGUGCCUCCACAUCCUUUGUUGCUCCGCAGCUUUGGGGAAUACGAGAGCAACCACGAUGGGAAACCGCAGCCACCGGUGUUGGUCCUCGGUGCACGAGAGUCGCACGCAACAGAUCCGCCAGUCCGUGAUGCAGACUUGGUGGGUGUCUGCCUGGUGGUGCGUGCAAUGUCACGAACCUCGUCGCUGCCCGGGCCCCUUGUGCGGCUGGACCUCACAGGUGAGCUGAUAAGCUGCAGCGGUGUAAGAACCAUUGCGGCUGUUCUCCAGGUAAGUUCCAGUCUUUGUUCGGUGCUGCUGCGACGGACUCACGUCGGAGAUGACGGAGCCGCGGCACUGGGGGCAGCACUGAGCUGCAGCAUGUUGCAAGAGCUUGACCUCGGCGAGAGCGCUGUGACCGAUGCUGGCGUGAGAUAUCUGGUGCGAGGCAUGCAGGUGCACGGGGCACCGCCAAGCUUCAAGAUCUUGUUGCUCGAUGGGAAUGCAAUCGGGGAUGCAGGUGCCAUUGAGGUCGUUACCUUAGUGGAAGAAGGUUCAUCGCUUUCAACCCUCAGUCUUCACCCAGCCCUGCCACGCUUCCUCUCAAAGGAAGUGGAAGCUGCUCUGCAGGUGGCUUGUGAACUCAGCCGAGUAAACUUGGAGUACAAGGGGCAUCCCGUCAGUUUGGAUGCUCUUGCCAGUCCCAGGGCCAGGGUCCUCAGCCAACGUCCAGCAAAGCGGAGCAGCGAGCACCUGGCUUCCUGGAUGGCGGCGACAGAGCGCGAGCUGCGGGAGCUGAAGUGGUUGCUGCGCUCGAGCUCUGCAAGGCUGGAUGGACAGCAUAAGAAGCUCGGCUUGAUGUCUUGGAGGCACGGUUCGAUGCGAUUGAGCAGCUGGUUGGGAGAGAGCAGUCGGAGUGCGCACAGUGGCCUGACUGCAGUUCUCCGCGAGUCUGCAUGA